UUCUUUUCCUUUUCUCCACCCCUAACCUCUACCCCCCGCUUGCCACUCUCUCUUCUCUGGUUACUUUCUCUUCAGAAAUAAGAAUCCAACGUCCUUUCCCUUUCAGUUCCUUUCCCUUUGCUCCACCUUAGAUUCAAUGCUCUAAUAUUAUUCCCUUCUAGUAUUACCAGCAAGGAAGCAUCACUAGCGUCACUUCCUCCCCCUAUUCUCCUCCUCACCCCCUCAAUUUUCUUCUUCAUUAUUUUAUUAUCUAAAGCUGUCUUCUGAGAAUGGAAAGGGAUGGGUCUUUCAGCAGCUUCAACUGGCAAUCAAACUCCCACAACUCUUCACUGCCGAUAGUAGAGAUGAAUGGCAGCAAUUCUGAUGGGAAUGCGAACAUGGGUGAUCAGUCCUCUGGCUUCCUCAACCUUAAUUGGGAUCAAUCCUCCACCGAACAGACCGCCAAUUUUGAAUCGGCUCUCAGCUCCCUUGUUUCCUCGCCCACCUCCUCCAACCCCAACCCAAAUCCCAUUCCCUCUCCAACCCCAGAUAGCGUCGUCAUCCGAGAGCUCAUCGGACGGCUAGGAAGCAUUUGCAGCAACAACAGGAACAACAACAAUAAUCGUGGUGAAGAACAGAGCACCAACACUUCAUGUUAUAGCACUCCUCUGAAUUCCCCUCCAAAGCUCAACCUCCUUUCAAUGAUGGAUCAUCCCCAACUCCAAUUGCCUCGGCCAAGUAAGACUAGUCACAAUCCCAUCGCUUUUAAUGCUGACCCUGGAUUCGCUGAUAGGGCGGCCAGAUUUUCCUGCUUCGGAGCUACCAGGAGCAAUUAUGCCCAAUUUGGGACCCAAGAGCCUGGGAAGCUGUCGAGGGAAUCGAGCAGCCAGUCUUUGAAUGGAAUGGCAACCUCAUACAACGGCAAGGAUGAUGGUGUUGGAGGAGGUCAAUUGGAGAAUGACGUGAUGUUGAUGAUGAUGAUGAGGUCUGGCUCUGGCAACAAUAAUUCCCAACAAGAGUCAUCGCCACCCAGCGGGAGUGUGGCCAUUGUCAAGAAAAGAAAAUCAUCAACGGCUUCGUCCAACAAGGGAAGCAACAGCGGCGGCAGCAGAGCCAAAGAAGCUUCUCACCCUAAUUCUUCCAAGGGUGCUGAGGACAAUUCAAAUUCAAAGAGAAGCAGAUCAUUAUCGGUGGCAGUAGAGGCAAGGGCCAAUAAUAGGGAUGAUGAUGCCCAGAAGACACAGAAGGCAAUUAACAGUACUGAAUCUGCCCAAAAGCAAGAAAAGGAUGACAAGGACAAAGACAGGGAUAAAGAGAAUAACAAUGAGAAGCUCCAAGAGCCUCCCAAGCAAGAUUACAUCCAUGUCAGGGCAAGAAGAGGGCAAGCUACUGAUAGCCACAGCCUCGCUGAAAGGGUUCGAAGAGAAAAGAUUAGCGAGAGGAUGAAGUUUCUUCAAGACCUGGUUCCAGGUUGCAAUAAGGUAAUUGGGAAAGCUGUGAUGCUUGACGAAAUCAUAAACUAUGUCCAGUCAUUGCAGCGACAAGUCGAGUUCCUCUCUAUGAAACUGGCAACAGUGAAUCCCCGACUAGACUUCAGCAUGGACAGGCUCCUCCAUAAAGACAUGAAUCAGUCAUCCUAUCCAUUAGAGGUUGCAAGCACUGGGUUCUCUUAUGCAAACCAUACCAAGGGGCAGGAACAUGCUCCUCCUCUUCAGAGCACUUGCUUCAUGGCAAGCAAUGGCCUUGAGACUCAAUGCUCUGUGAACAAUUCUUUAGAUUCCAACAGUCUCCUCAGCCGAUGCCUCAGCAUGCACUUGCCUCCUCUAGACAGUUUCACAGAUGCUGUUCCUGCCUCUCAGCUUGGAGCUUUUUGGGAAGAUGACCUUCAGAGUGUUGUUCAAAUGGGACUUGGGCAGAUCCAGGAAGCUACAUUCUCUUCCCAUAGUUUCCAAGGUCCGCUACUCCACAAGCCACAUGAAAAUUGAACUCUGAUCAAACAUGAUUGUUAUAUCCUUCCUUCUAGAGUUUGUGUAACAAGCCUAUGUACAUAUGCCAGAGGCAUCGAUUGUGAUUGUUGAGGAGAAAUGAGCUCAAGGAAGCUAAGUUUUUAAACUAACUGCCUUAACUGGUGCAGAAAAUUUUAUUAAGACGUUAGUAACAGAACAUUUUAUGUGAGGGCCAAGCAAUGCUUGUGUUUGGUACCAUGGUCAUGAUGUUCUUUUGUAUAAUGACAAAUAUUUAUUGAUUAUCCAUUAAUGAUC
Asparagus officinalis (garden asparagus) is the source of this 2240-nucleotide messenger RNA. RefSeq names its product transcription factor bHLH78-like. Gene Ontology annotation, molecular function: DNA-binding transcription factor activity; protein dimerization activity. The transcript has 8 exons. Gene Ontology annotation, cellular component: nucleus. NCBI's taxonomy places the organism in Eukaryota, Viridiplantae, Streptophyta, Magnoliopsida, Asparagales, Asparagaceae. The coding region runs from base 270 to 1964 and encodes 564 amino acids. The record is from RefSeq and is a predicted model, not a curated record. Gene Ontology annotation, biological process: regulation of DNA-templated transcription.